GUUGCAAACAACUAAAAAACGUUAUUUUUUAGUUAAUGCAAAUCACCAGCUAUAACAUUCAAAGCGAGUCGAUUACUAUAUAUACACCCGUAUAGAUCAUGGGAAUGAAAGAAGAAAAAAUAAUUCAAAUAAGAAAGUUCAAAAUUAAUCAUAGAUGAUGGAGAUGAAGAUAAUUUUCAUGGCAUUUUUCUUUAUUGCUACUUUAGUAUCAUAUGCACAUCCAAGUUUGGGUCAAAAAGAUGUUGACGAUAAACCACUAGUCAAUUCCGGUCGCGAGUUUGAUACAUUGGAUACGAUAUCACCGGCUUCCGAAGAUUAUAAUAGUUAUAUGCUCAAAAACCUGUCACCAAAAUAUGUAACAUAUCUCAAAACAUGUCUGGACAGGGUGGGGAUGGGGCCCAAUGGUGGUGCGAAAUGUUAUGAUGAUGUUCUUGAAGAAAUUCUUACGAAUAAACCCGUUUCCAGAAAAUGUUGUCUGACGGUAGUAAAAGCCGGUAAAAAAUGCUACAUGGAAACUGUAAAGCUUAUGUUUCGAUUGUAUCAACUCAAACGUUUUGCUUCUCAAGUUUCUUUCAAAACCAAUAAAGUUUGGAAUAGAUGUUCUGCUAACGUUGAAAGUCCUUCAUCGUUUCAUGAUGAUGAAAAUGAGUUAUCUUAAUUGA
This is a messenger RNA of Brassica oleracea var. oleracea, 662 nucleotides long. RefSeq lists its product as uncharacterized. Lineage: Eukaryota; Viridiplantae; Streptophyta; Magnoliopsida; Brassicales; Brassicaceae. The record is from RefSeq and is a predicted model, not a curated record. The coding region runs from base 155 to 658 and encodes 167 amino acids. The transcript has a single exon.